Manis pentadactyla (Chinese pangolin) is the source of this 5336-nucleotide messenger RNA. RefSeq names its product solute carrier family 20 member 2 (gene SLC20A2). The coding region runs from base 632 to 2428 and encodes 598 amino acids. The record is from RefSeq and is a predicted model, not a curated record. Gene Ontology annotation, molecular function: phosphate transmembrane transporter activity. Gene Ontology annotation, biological process: phosphate ion transmembrane transport. Lineage: Eukaryota; Metazoa; Chordata; Mammalia; Pholidota; Manidae. Gene Ontology annotation, cellular component: membrane. The transcript has 11 exons.
CUUAAAACAAGUUGGCGUUAUUGGCCCGAAUUCAGUAAUUAGCAUGAUCAUGAUGCUAUGCAUUGUUCAGGGGAGCACGCCCCUUGGCCAGCUUUCCCAUUAAGAGGACACCAAUGUUGUCCGGGGGCAUAAAUCCCGGCACAGAUGAUGCAAAUCAGCGAUCCUGCCUGCUGCUCCUGUGCAGUUAAUUUUAGCCAGGGUUUGUUCUCUGAGCUGUAAAACUGUUUAGCCAAGUAGAAGUUAGCAAGCUGAAAUGUGACUUUGCGGCCUAAAGUCAUAGGUCAUCUAUUUUAGACCUCAGAUUGUGUUCAUGAUCGGGAGGGCAGUCUUCUGAUGAAUUGCGGCUCAGACUUCCUUUCAAAGGACUUGAAGAGACAUCACAGCUUUCCCAGAUUGGAAGGAAAAAUAUGGAAUGCGUUUUACCCCUGACUGAACACAACCAAAUGAACUGCACAGACAGUAGUUUGAAAACCAGCAGUUAGCAGUUUGUUCAGCUCCAACAUCGCCCAGCACUUUCCAGAGCAAACUCCCUGUUUACAAGAACUCUCGGCCUUCUGACGCUUAUAACCUCAAGUUCUGUUCAUUUAAAAUAUUUCUGCAAAAGAGAAGCACCGGGAGCUCACGUUCCGAAAUGGCCAUGGAUGAGUAUUUAUGGAUGGUCAUUUUGGGCUUUAUCAUAGCGUUUAUCUUGGCAUUCUCUGUUGGUGCAAACGAUGUUGCCAAUUCGUUCGGUACUGCUGUGGGCUCUGGUGUGGUCACCCUGAGGCAGGCGUGCAUUUUGGCAUCAGUAUUUGAAACCGCCGGUUCGGUGCUGUUGGGAGCGAAGGUAGGAGAGACCAUCCGAAAAGGCAUCAUUGAUGUGAAUCUCUACAACGAGACGGUGGAAACGCUGAUGGCCGGGGAAGUGAGUGCCAUGGUCGGUUCAGCUGUUUGGCAGCUGAUCGCGUCCUUCCUGAGACUGCCAAUCUCAGGAACACAUUGCAUCGUCGGCUCUACGAUAGGGUUCUCGCUCAUUGCCAUCGGCACAAAAGGUGUCCAGUGGAUGGAGCUUGUCAAGAUUGUUGCUUCUUGGUUUAUAUCUCCACUGUUGUCUGGUUUCAUGUCUGGCAUGCUGUUUGUGCUGAUCAGGAUAUUCAUCUUGAAAAAGGAGGACCCUGUCCCCAACGGCCUCCGGGCACUUCCAGUGUUCUAUGCCGCUACGAUAGCAAUCAAUGUGUUCUCCAUCAUGUACACGGGAGUGCCAGUUCUGGGCCUGGUCCUCCCCAUCUGGGCAAUAGCACUCACCUCCCUCGGCGUGGCGCUGCUCUUCGCCCUCUUUGUAUGGCUCUUCGUGUGUCCGUGGAUGCGGAGGAAGAUUGCAGGCAAAUUACAAAAAGAAGGUUCCUUAUCGAGAGUCUCUGAUGAAAGCCUCAGUAAAAUCCAGGGCGUGGAGUCCCCGGUGUUUAAAGAGCUGCCCGGCGCCCGGGCGGAGGAUGACAGCACCAUUCCCCUCACGGGGCCGGCGGGGGAGGCGCCGGGUGCCCCGGAGGGCGCCCCCGUGGGGAGCCGCCCGCGGGCGCCCUAUGGCAGGGCCUUCUCCAUGACCCCCGGCGCCGCCAAGUCGCCCGUGUCCAACGGCACCUUCGGCCUGGACGGCGCACCGAGGAGCGACGGGCACGUGUACCACACGGUGCACAAAGACUCGGGGCUCUACAAGGACCUGCUGCACCGCAUGCGCUCCGACGGCGGCCCCGGGGAGCGGGCGGCGCCCGAGAGCGGCUACCGGCUGCUGCGCCGCAACAACAGCUACACGUGCUACACGGCGGCCAUCUGCGGGCUGCCCACGCUCGCCGCCUGCAGGGCCCCCGGGCCGGCUCCCGCGCCCGAGGACAGCGAGAAGCUGGUGGCCGACGCCGUGUCCUACUCCAAGAAGCGGCUUCGCUACGACAGCUACUCCAGCUACUGCAACGCGGUGGCCGAGGCCGAGAUCGAGGCGGACGAGGGUGGUGUGGAAGUGAAGCUGGCCUCGGAGCUGGCGGACGCCCUCCAGGCCGGGGAGCCGGUGGAGGAGGAAAAGGAGGAGAAGGACGCGGCCGAGGUGCACCUCCUGUUCCACUUCCUGCAGGUGCUCACCGCCUGCUUCGGGUCCUUCGCGCAUGGUGGCAACGACGUGAGUAAUGCCAUUGGCCCCCUGGUAGCUCUGUGGCUGAUUUAUAAGCAGGGUGCUGUCCUGCAAGAGGAAGGGACUCCCAUCUGGCUGCUGCUCUACGGAGGAGUGGGAAUCUGCACCGGCCUCUGGAUCUGGGGGCGGAGAGUGAUCCAGACCAUGGGGAAAGACCUCACUCCGAUCACACCGUCAAGCGGCUUCACCAUUGAGCUGGCCUCCGCGUUCACGGUGGUGAUUGCCUCCAACAUCGGACUUCCGGUCAGCACCACUCACUGCAAGUGAUGUUGCUCUGAAGUCCGUCCUGUGUGCGCUAACCAUGCUCAUAGGCUCAGGUGCCCCCCCCCGCCCAACUCAGUGCCAAGCCAUUGCAGGCACUGGGAGUUGAGAGUGGACCUAGACAUAAACAGAGGCCAUGCCAGUGGAAGUGUAAGGCAGCCGCUUCAGUUCAUCUCCCCCUGCAACGGCCAGAGUGACUGGUGGCUUAGAGUAGACUCCAGAUGAGGGGCAAGUCCUCGUCUCAGCCUCUGCCGGGUGCUCUAGAACUCAGGGCUAGCGGUGGAAUGUGGGAGCUGGGAGCCACCUUAAAGCUGGAUGAAGGGGACGUGAGUCUCGGGAGUUAUCCGCGUCAGCCAGGGUGGAGCUGAGACUGGAACCCAGGUCUGACAACUCAGGUCCACCCGGUGUCUGGACAGAAUUCCACGGCCUCCUCAGUGGGCCUCCUAUGUACGGGAGCAGUCACGAACUUCAGCCAAGCAAAUGCUUGGCGCCUCCAGGUUUUCCUAGGUUUGUUUGUUCGUAUCAUUCAGGAAAUACUCAUUUGUACCUGCGGGGUGGGAGGCACUGGUCUAGGCACUGGGGGUCCCGCGGCCACUGUGACAGAGAUGGCCACUUACAUUUACACACAAUGUACACGUGCCAGCCAGUGUGGUUACAGACAAAUACCACUGCUUGUGAAUGACUUAGUGCCUCAAAUAUUAAGGCCAGGCAGAGUUGGGGGGGGGGGUUGAAGUGGACCAGCUGACCAUGCUGGACCUCUGUGGUGGGGAGAAUCGGUCUCAUUAGAAAGAGGCUUUCAGUUUAUUUUUGCUGCAGUGUUGGACAGAAAACCCUCAGUUCCUGCAGAUGUUCACCACACAAAUAGCUUCCACUUGCUCAGUACACACAGAGGGCCAGGCCCAGCGCUUGGUGCUCUGCACACGCACAGUGGCCGUUAACCUCGUGGGAGCUCUGAACCGGCGCUCUCCUCCCCGGCACGGAGGAGAAAGCAGCUCCCAGAGGCAGGCGGUGCUCCAGCCCCGCACGUCGGCGCGUACAGACCCAGGGUUCGGACUUUCCGCUCGGGGCGGGUGCCCUCUGCUGGGCACUGUGUUAAGUCACUGGGGCUAUGAAUUCAUUUAAUCCUCCCAAGAGCCCGUUGAGGUGCGUGCCAUCCUUACCCCCGUUUCACCGGUGAGGAACCCGAAGCAGAGGAUGGAUGAGUGACUGGCCCGAGACAGCACGCCCUGGGAGCCACACCAGAGCAGAGAGGGCAGGCAGGGGGUGGUCAUUCGUUGUCCUUGUUCUAAGUUACUAAAAAUAACGACGACCACAUGCUCAUUGAAAUAUUUCCAACAAUAUAAAACCAUAUGCAAUGAAAAGUGCCCAUCUUCCCUACUACUCCACGACAGUCUCAUUUCAUAGGGGAAAUAUAUUCUUUCCCCAGGAGAUCGGCUUUGAACUCUUCUGUAGGCAUAACUUGGGGCUGCUUUUAAGUAAAUGUUACCUUAUCUGUUUAAUAAUUAACCCUGCACAUAAGCAAGCCUAGUGAAGGCAAAUUCUUUCACACCAGUUGAAAGAUUUCUUGAAAAGCAGCACAAGUUUGGUUUUUCUGGAUUGUUUUCAUUACUUACCUAACUAGGAGUCUAAGCUAUACUAAUGUAAAAGUGUCAACUGAAAAUACUGAUUUUGCUAAUAGCACUAUUAGCAAAAUAUUUAUAAUACAACUUAUAGAAAUAGAUGAAAAAUAUAAAAUGCCUGUAAAAACUACACUCAUACUUUUAUUUUUUAAAAAGUCAUUUCCUUAAUGUUUAUACUUUAAUAAGGAGGUGCUACUAAGGGACUUACAUCUAGCUUGUGCAGGACCUUAGUGAAUAAGUGUGGAUGCCAUCAUUUUCCUAAAAUAUCUAUACAACGCCUGUGGUAGAUUUUGUUUCCUUAGAGUUGAUGGGUUAGGAUAGCUCAUUGGCACUUAAAACAGGUCUCCUUAACAUGGGACCACAGUCGAUGUCAUCUGUCAAACAGACAAGACAGAGCUCAACGGUGGUUUCUGGUGGGCAGGCCGAGGGUCGCUGAUCACUGGCUUCUGGACACAGCCCAGAGCUGGUCACUGCAGGAGGCAGGGGGCAAAGCCCUGGCCCUGCAGAAUCCGUGCUGCCCAGGAGACCUGCACCUGACUGACUGCAGUGCUGAGAAGCAUUCACAGUUGCCUGCACCCAUUACAACUUAAUUCUUCUGUCCACAUAGUUCUUCUGCAUGCGACAGGCCUCAAGGGGCAAAUAUGGGAUGAAAUAUGAGAGGUGUGGGCUCGUGUUCAGAGUGAAGAAGCCCUGUGUGAGCAAGGCCAUGAAUCUGAAAACAUGCAAAGGGUGUUGCUGUCCACACAGAGUAACUGAAUCCCAUCGUGUUCUCAGGAGCUGUGUUUGAUUUUUCAGCUCUACUUCCUCUCCUGUCUAUUAUUAGGUUUCAUGCUUAGAGCUAACUCCAUUACCUGGUGGGCAAAGUUGGGAACUUGGCAGGAAAAAAGAGGGAAACCAUUGUUGAAAAUAAGCUUUUCCAUUUACCUGGGUAGAUGUCAGCUAUGUCCACUUAGCAGGACACAGGAAUAAAUAAGUGCAUAGUUUCAAUUUUAUUGUACCCUAUUUAAAACAUUUAUAAAACCCUAUUAUAUUAUGUGAUAUGUUAGCUGAAUGUAUAAUUUGGAAAACAAUUAGAAAAAUCACUUUGUCAUGUUUCAUUCGAGAAGACAGGUAUGAAACAGUCUCCUUUGAUGAUACAUUCUGCUUUCUGUGUUUGUGUUACACAUUUUUGGAUUUUAUAUCAGAGGGCUCAGUGCAUUAGAUACUCUCCUGAGAUGAUAACUCUGGUUAAAGCUGAAAGCCUUAAUUAAAGAAACAGAAAUGAGUCUUGAAAAUAAAAGUAUCCGCAGAUGUAA